GCCUUACUCCUUAUGAUAGAUAAAAUGAACAUAGAUCCAAUCAAAGGCAUUCAAAGCAUGAACCAGAUUCCUGGUCUUAAUGAUAUCAAAAAGGGACUUCCUUUGUUAGAAGACUUAGUAUCCAAAACCUCCAAUGCUACCAACUCAAGCCUCACCUACAUGAACCACAUAUCCAACCCAAAUCUCUCCUCAAUACCUAAUGAGGAAGAGCAGGAAAAUAUGAAAGAAAUGCUAAGAAAUUUAGCAGAGUUGAAAAAUAAAGCACCCAAUUUUGGCAAGAAGCAGGGCGAGAGAAAGCAGAAAGUUAAUUGGACUAGUAUCGAAGAUCACAAACUCAUAGCUAUCUAUUCUCUCUUCCCAGAUGAUUGGAAAGCAAUAGAGGUAUUCUUCCCUCAAAGAGAUUCAAUCUCAGUCAAAUCAAGAUGGAAGAGAAAGUUUGAAGAAGACUUCCAAAAGAUUCUGCAGGAUCCCAACAGAGACAACAUCCUCCAAAGACUUCAAGACCAAGGAAAAGAUGUCUUAGCAGAUAAUCCUACUCUGGCUUUACUUGCUCAUGAAAAAUCCAAGAAAAAAUCUACCACAAAAGAGUCUAAAGAUUCAGACACAGCAAGCGCUUCAACAAGCAAAAAGCCUAACAAGAGAAAGCUCAAAGAACAGAUAAAGCAAGAAGAAGCUAACAUGAGCAUCAUGAAAGCACAGCUUCAGACAUUAAGACUCCAACAAGAGAACCUAAAUCUUCAGAUAGAAUCAUCUGAAAGGACUUUAGCUGAGUUAAACUAUGAAUUAGACCAGCCUAAAUCAGACAAUUCUGAUCAUAACAGACAAAUCUCAUUGAUCCCUCAGGUAGUUUCAGACAAGCCAAAGCCAACGAUCGACAUCACUCAGAUGAUCCAAGCUCUUCCUCUGAUAGAGUCCCUUGGAAAAGGAAAUGAAGAAAGGAAAGUCACCUUUAACAAACAAGUAGAAGUGCUUAAAGAAAAGAAACCUAGGAAAAAGAGAGGUCCGUACAAAAAGAAGUCCACAAAGAAAGCCCCUGCUGUAUUAUUUAACUCUAAACCUGCUCAGAUCCAGCAAGUAGUUCCUGAGGGUACUUCUCAGGAUCAGCCUAGACACGAUUCAGCACCAAACCAGCAUAUUAACCAAGUGUUUCAGUCAAUCCCAGUACAACAGGAAGCCACUGCUGUAGCUCUAGAGACCUAA
This is a messenger RNA of Moneuplotes crassus, 1200 nucleotides long. The record is from the annotation of a GenBank genome assembly. NCBI's taxonomy places the organism in Eukaryota, Ciliophora, Spirotrichea, Euplotida, Euplotidae.